Penicillium brasilianum is the source of this 1718-nucleotide messenger RNA. The record is from the annotation of a GenBank genome assembly. Lineage: Eukaryota; Fungi; Ascomycota; Eurotiomycetes; Eurotiales; Aspergillaceae.
AUGCCACCAAUUCGCAGUGAAUCUAGCCAUAAAUUGGCCAACCAAGAGGGCAAGAUCCUAUUGGCCCUUUCUGAUUUAAAAGAGGGCCGUAUCUCUUCUAUCCGCGCAGCAGCAAAGCUAUAUGAGAUACCCUACACUACCCUACAUGCGCGCGCCGAUGGCCGCGUCUCACGCGUUGAUAAGCGCCCAUCUGGUCAUAAAUUGACCCAAACCGAAGAGGAUGCGCUUGCUGAGUGGAUAUUAUCUAUGGAUUCACGUGGAGCAGCGCCUAGACCGGCUACUGUGGGAGAAAUGGCUAAUAUCCUGCUUGCUACGCGCGGUAGUAACCCUCCGCCUACUGUUAGUGUCAAUUGGCCAUCAAGCUUUAUUAAACGCCGCGAUGAGCUUCGAUCUCGCUUCUCGCGAAGAUAUGAUUACCAAAGAGCCCUAAACGAAGAUCCGAAAUCGAUUCGGCAGUGGUUUACGACCGUACAGCGCACAAUCGAUGACAAGGGUAUACAACCGGAGGAUAUCUACAACUUUGAUGAGACAGGCUUUGCAAUGGGCCUUAUAUCUUCGCAGAAAGUGGUUACAAGAGCUGAAUACUACGGUCGGCCACGUCUUCUACAACCAGGAAAUCGCGAAUGGGUUACUGCGAUCGAAGCAAUCUGCGCAGAUGGCUAUUCACUACCGCCAUGUAUAGUCUUCAAAGGCAAAGUGGCUAUUGCAGGAUGGUUUAACGAAAAUCUACCGAAAGACUGGCGAAUCGAGGUCUCUGCCAACGGUUGGACUACCCAUGAGAUUGGCCUACGCUGGUUACAAAAGAUCUUUAUACCAUAUACGAAUUCGCGCGUACGAGGUCGGUUUCGGCUAUUGAUUCUUGAUGGUCAUGGUAGCCACCUUACACCCCAAUUCGACCGAAUCUGCACAGAAAACGAUAUUAUACCUCUUUGCAUGCCUGCGCAUUCAUCGCAUCUACUACAACCACUAGAUGUUGGGUGUUUUGCAGUGGUUAAGCGCGCGUACGGUCGCUUCGUUAGCGAUCUUGCGCGUAGAGGAUAUAACCAUAUCGACAAGCACGAUUUCUUAGUGGAUUACCAGCACGCGCGGCUAGAAGCGUUCCAAUCAACCAAUCCUACUAUCAAAAACAGCUUCGCAGCUAGCGGUCUAGUACCAUUAGAUGCUGAGAGAGUACUUAAUAAGCUUAAUAUCUCUCUACGAACUCCAACACCACCAAACAGCCGGCCAAGCAGCAGAUCUAGCGAAUUCACACCACAAACGCCUAGAACCGCUACUCAGCUAUUCAAGCAAGCUUCUAUGUUAAAAGAUCUACUAAAACGGCGGUCAAAUAGCCCUCCGAGCCCAUCAAAGGAGAUCCUAGACCAGAUGAUUAAGGGGUUCCAGCUAGCGCUUCACAGCAGUGCACUACUAGCAGAGGACAACGCGAAUUUACGCAUGGCGAAUGAGAAGAUGGUCAAAAAGCGCAAUCGGUCAACUAAGAAGAUACCCUGCGAAGAGGGUUUAACCAUUGAAGAGGCUAUACAGCUAGCUACGCAGCUAAACCAGCCAGAGGAAGAUGAUGGGGUAGAUUCGCAUGCAGAGGUCGAAUUGCCUAGUCAGCCAACUAGGCCAGCAGCUAGGGCUCCGCCUAGGUGUAGUGGAUGCAGGGAGAUUGGCCACAGGAUUAAUGUAUGUAAAAAUCGCUAUAUCUAAUUGAAUUGAUAGGUGUUGGUUGAGAU